AUGCCGUCAAGGAGGAAAGGAAAGAGGAGGUCGUGCGAAACUAGAAACUUGCGUCUCCUGCAAUCCGCGUCAAACCUGGUUUUGGCUUCCGCCCCAAGCCAACCCCAGACCUACCGACCGACCUUGUCUCUCCCUCUAUAUAUUAACCUUCCAAGAGGGGCCGGCUGCCAAUCCAAGACCAGAGAUUCCAAGGGAAUUGAAUUCAGAUUACGAACAAGAUGACAGGAGGAACAGAAGCUUUCCCGGAUUUGGGAAGACACUGCCAGCUCUCCGAUUGCAACCAGCUCGAUUUCCUCCCCUUCCAAUGCGACGGUUGUCGUAAGGUUUUCUGCGUUGAGCAUCGGUCCUACAAGUCCCACGAGUGCCCGAAAUCGGACCACAACAGCAGAAAGGUGGUGGUUUGCGAAAUCUGCUCGGCCUCCAUUGAAACCACCGGCCGCGACGGCGAACAAGACCAGAAAUUGCUGUUGGAGAAGCACGCCAAGUCCGGAAAUUGCGACCCCAGAAAGAAGAAGAAACCAACCUGCCCGGUUCGGCGGUGUAAGGAGAUUCUCACGUUUUCGAAUACCAGCACCUGCAAGACCUGCCAGAUCAAGGUUUGCCUCAAGCACCGGUUCCCGGCCGACCAUGUUUGCAGGAAGCCGACGGCGGCACAGCCGUCGUUGGUGGGGAAGGCUGUGAGCUGGAACGACAAGUUCAUGGCUGCUUUUGCUUCGAGGGAAGGGAAAGAAUGUGGGAAGAGUGCGCGGGAUUCCAAGUCUUCGGCUUCGAGUGCGCCUUCUGUUCGAGCUUAUUGAGAGAUUGUUCAUCUGCUUCCACAAUUUGAUGUUUGUCCCAAACGACAUCGUUACGUUGUAAUUCUUUGAUUCAAUUACAGUACACAAAUAAACGUUUGAUUCCUCCUUAA
Molecule: messenger RNA, 907 nt
Organism: Pyrus x bretschneideri (Chinese white pear)
Lineage: Eukaryota; Viridiplantae; Streptophyta; Magnoliopsida; Rosales; Rosaceae
Product: zinc finger AN1 domain-containing stress-associated protein 12-like
Exons: 2
Coding region: 219-797 (192 amino acids)
Cellular component (GO): cytoplasm
Molecular function (GO): zinc ion binding
Source: RefSeq, a predicted model, not a curated record